UGCCUGACUGACUGAACCGGCCGGCCCAGCCGGCAGACCCGCUCCCUCCCUCGCGUCCCCACAGCUCGCGCCCAUCGUUCUCCCGGCUCCCCGGGGCCAAGCAUGUAGCCCGCGUCGGGCAAUCCCGGCGGCCCGCAGCUGACGCCCUCCCUCCCUUCUUCCCCGCCCCCGUCGCCGUCGCGUGUGCCGGGUGCGCAGCGCGGGCGACCCCGCGGCGGGCAAGAGGCCCGGCCAAGCCAGCGGCCUGCCCCGCCGCCGCCGCCGGAGCCCGCCCCUCGGGCCUCCUUCCCGCCCCGUCCCGCUCGCCCUCCUCGGGGGCCUUCUAUAUGGGCCACCUUCUCUCGAAGGAGCCGCGUAACCGCCCGAGCCAGAAGAAGCCUCGCUGCUGCAGCUGGUGUCGCCGCCGGCGCCCUCUCCUCAGACUGCCCCGCCGGACUCCGGCGAAGGCGACCCCGCAGCCCGCGGCGCCCCGGAGCCGGGACUGCUUUUUCCGCGGGCCCUGCAUGCUCUGCUUCAUCGUGCACAGCCCCGGCGCGCCCGCCCCCGCCGGCCUAGAGGAGGAGCUGCCGCUCUCGCCGCCGCCGCCGCCGCCGCGGGACGGGGCCUACGCCGCCACUGCCGCCGCCGCCUCCUCGCAGCACCUGGCACGGCGCUACGCGGCCCUGGCCGCCGAGGACUGUGCCGCCGCCGCCCGCCGCUUCCUGCUGUCCUCGGCCGCCGCUGCCGCUGCCGCCGCCGCCGCCUCCUCUUCGCCCGCGUCCUGCUGCAAGGAGUUGGGGCUGGCCGCCGCCGCCUGGGAGCAGCAGGGCCCGGGCCUUUUCCUGGCCAGCGUCGGGCCGGUGCGCUUCCUGGGACCGUCGGCCGCCGUGCAGCUCUUCCGGGGGCCGCUGUCGCCGCCGCCGCAGGCCGAGUCCCCUACGGUCCUCGAGAUGGUUUGCAAGCGGAAGGGGACCGGGGUCCCCGCCUGCACCCCUUGCAAGCAGCCCCGCUGCGGUGGCGGCGGCGGCGGCGGGGGCUGCGGCGGUGGGGGCGGUGGCGGGGGAGGGCCGGCGGGGGGAGGGGCCUCGCCGCCACGGCCGCCCGAUGCCGGCUGCUGCCAGGCCCCGGAGCAGCCUCCGCCGCCGCCGCCGCCGCCGCUGCCGCUCUGCCCCGCGCCCGCCUCUCCCGCCUCCGAGUGUGCCCCCAUCGAGGCCGCCGGGGACGCCGUCCGUGCUGGGGGCACCGCCCCCUCGUCCACCCAGCAGCAGCAGCAGCAGCAACAGCAGCCAGAAAGUGGCGACGCGGACUGUCAGGAGCCCCACGGAAACCCCUGCGACUGUCACAGGGAGCCGCCCCCCGAAAUCCCAGACAUCAACCAACUGCCGCCGUCCAUCCUGCUUAAGAUAUUUUCCAAUUUGUCCCUGGAUGAACGUUGCCUUUCUGCAUCAUUGGUCUGCAAGUACUGGCGUGACCUUUGUUUGGAUUUCCAGUUCUGGAAGCAGCUGGAUCUUAGCAGUCGUCAGCAGGUUACUGAUGAAUUAUUGGAAAAAAUUGCAUCGAGAAGUCAGAAUAUAAUUGAAAUCAACAUUUCUGAUUGUCGCAGUAUGUCUGACACUGGCGUGUGUGUCUUAGCAUUUAAGUGUCCUGGACUUCUUAGGUAUACAGCCUACAGGUGUAAACAGCUUUCCGACACCUCCAUUAUUGCAGUUGCCUCUCACUGUCCUUUACUGCAGAAAGUUCACGUAGGCAACCAGGACAAACUUACUGAUGAAGGACUCAAGCAGCUGGGCUCAAAAUGCAGAGAACUCAAAGACAUUCACUUUGGCCAGUGUUACAAGAUCUCAGAUGAAGGCAUGAUUGUCAUAGCUAAGGGCUGCCUGAAGUUACAAAGAAUAUACAUGCAGGAAAACAAAUUGGUGACAGACCAGUCAGUGAAGGCAUUUGCCGAGCACUGCCCUGAACUCCAGUAUGUUGGCUUCAUGGGUUGUUCAGUUACUUCCAAAGGAGUCAUUCACCUAACCAAGCUGAGAAACCUUUCCAGUUUGGAUCUCCGUCAUAUCACUGAACUGGACAAUGAAACUGUGAUGGAAAUCGUCAAGAGGUGCAAAAAUCUUAGCUCUCUGAACCUCUGUCUGAACUGGAUCAUAAAUGACAGGUGUGUGGAGGUCAUUGCAAAGGAGGGACAAAACCUGAAAGAGCUGUACUUGGUGUCCUGUAAAAUCACUGAUUAUGCACUGAUCGCCAUUGGGCGAUACAGCGUGACUAUAGAGACGGUGGACGUUGGAUGGUGUAAAGAAAUCACAGAUCAAGGAGCCACCCUGAUUGCACAGAGCAGCAAAUCCCUGAGAUACUUGGGACUGAUGAGAUGUGAUAAAGUGAACGAGGUGACGGUUGAGCAGCUGGUGCAGCAGUACCCCCACAUCACCUUCAGCACCGUUCUGCAGGACUGCAAGAGGACCUUGGAGAGAGCCUACCAGAUGGGCUGGACCCCCAACAUGUCUGCUGCUUCCUCCUGAGCAGGGCAGAGCAGUGGGGGGCGGGGCUGGGGUAACGGUUUUAACCACCACCUGUCUGUCUGGACCCGUGUUCUAUUUGUGUCUUGUUUGCAUACUGCAUAGCAUAAGUGCACUUGUUAUGUCCCCAGGUGAGCUGCCUUGUGUUCCUAAAAAUGGAAGAUUAUGAAAACCAUAAAAACUUUUUUUUUAAUCCAAAAGUUUAUUUCUCUAAAAAAAAGACUUUGUGAAAUCUCAAGUCAGAAAACUGGGUGUAUUAUUUUGAGUGUCUAAGUUCUGCCACAUCUUGGAGAUGCUCAGCCAAAGGCUUUCUUUUGUGAUGGAAUACGCUGUUCACUUCCGAUUAUACCAGAACAGGAGACAAACCUGCAGUUCCACACUCGUGGACCCUCAUGUCUGUGCACGUAUGCUCAGUGAAUGUCUUGAUAAGUUAUAUCCUGACUGAGGCACCUUCCUGGAAGCCAUGGGGGGAGCAUGCCAUUCCCAGUGGUAAUGACUGACUCGCUGUGCCCACAGGUGGUCAACUUGCUGUCUUGUGGGUACCUUAGGAACUAGAGAGAAUAAAUAAAGCCUUUUGUAAAUUUGUAUAUGGAGGCAACAAUCCCUGGCCAGCUCACAAAAGUUAAUUAUUCAUUAUUCUGUAAAUGCUUUUCUGUUGAGUAAUAAAUAUUUUAGUUGGUUUUACAUUGACACCUUGUUAGCUUUUACUUUGUGGGUAGUUAUUGGCCAGGGUAUAUUUUAGUGACAUUUGGGGCUCAUCUUAACAUUAUCCACAUUGAAGCCACGAAUGUAAUUAAUGGUGUGCAGUUAUUUUAAAAAUUUUAGAGAUCAUUUCAUUAUUUUGGCAAUAUUGGUAAUUAUGAAAAUAUAUUCUGAGGUGGAGUAGUCACAUUGGUAGAAGAUUAAUGAAUGAGAUGUAAGUAGACAAUCUUCCUAUUGAAUAUUUCUUUUGCAUUGGGAUUUAGAACAGGUUUUGGAUAUAUGCAUGUUAUAAUUUUGAAUAGUUCUCACGCUGCUGCAGAGAUCUACUGUUAGCUAAUAUAUGAGUUAAGGAGAGAGGUAGAAAAUCUGUUCAUUAAGAUUCUGUUUGCACUUGCCAGAAAUAAGUAUUUUAGUUUAAUUAAAUAUUCCCAGCAUUUAGUUCUCUCAGUUGCUAUCAGAAAAUGAGUAUAUGUUUGAUUUCACACAUCCUUCCAGUUAAUCCAUUGUAGGGACUUGGGCUCCAGUAACCUCUCCUGUGUCUGCUCUAUAAUCAGGCGGCAGGGAGCCUCUUCAAGCUAAAGAGUGAUUAACUUUCAUGGUAGGAGAAGCAAAACCUUGACCUUUGAACUUGCUAUUUAUUCUCCCCUCGUGUAGUCUUUGGUCUUUGACAAUUACAAUGAGGUCUGACUUUAUUUCCUAUAAAUCCCGAUGCUCCUGAAGUGAUACGAGCUCUGAAUGCCAUUCACAGACGAGAACUACUUUCCUGUAGGAAUGGUGGUUUCCUUCGAAUAUGUCAACAUGCUUCUGAUGUGGCAUUUUCUUUUUUUUGCUUUAAUUCCAAUCAGUUAAAAAUAAAUACUGAGCAAGUAUCAGGAAUUUUUUUUUCAACAGCCAAACAGGUUGCUAGUUUAGUUUGAAAGAAACACAAAUUGUUUAAGAAAAAGUUGUUUACCACUAGAAAACUACAUUUCUUCUUAUACAUUGAACUAUAUCAUUUUGUAUCCAUUUCUCCGCUACUAAAAAUGUUAUUUCAUAAUAUUUUAACUGCUUUUUAACCCAAAAGUAAUUUAUAAGACUAUGUGCAUAGUAAUAGUAGCUUGAAUGAAUAAACAAAAGUUUAAUUUUUAUAUGUCACAUUAUAUUUUAAAGAGCUACAAAAGGACAAAAGAAGGAAAAGUCAUCUUUGAUAUAGAUGGCAUGAUUUCAGUUCAAAGUUGAGAUCAUCUUUGGAGUUUUCUGGUGAAGUCGUCAGUGGUUUCAGAGGGUAGAAUGAAUUCUGUAAAUGUUACAUUCUUUGAUGCUGAAGCCCAGCACUCUAACACGCUUUAGCUUGGGGGUGGGGGCUGCACUUACUCUCUAAGAUGCUGAUAAUACAGAAAAGCUGUGCAACAGAACUGGGAAGCUGCUUUGGCUCAUUUAUAGAACUCUGUAGAAGUAUCAUAUCCAGCCUCAAAGUAUUAAUCUCAUAGAAACAAACAAAAAAACAGCCAAGAAAAGCAUCACCUCAGUGACCCUGUGGAGAGUGUUGAAUGUGCUCUCAUUAGACGCUUUGAAAUGAGGCUUAAAAUACUUUUUCUGGGCAAUAUAGUUCCUUUUUUGCUUAGACUGUCAUAAAUACAUGUGAACACAUUUAAUGCGGGGCUUUUUAUCCUCUCCAAAUGUCAACAAUACUUUCAGAAUAAAGCCUAUGAAAUAUAUUGCUGCAGUGGAAAAGUCUGAUCCUUUGUAUUUAAUGUCCUUUUGAGUGGAUAAAGAAAAUUCACCCAGUUUGUAGUUUCUAUAUUUCUGUGAAUCUUUUGACCUUGCAAUGGGUUGCAAUAAAAGAGAA
Messenger RNA from Chionomys nivalis (European snow vole), 5022 nucleotides. RefSeq names its product F-box and leucine rich repeat protein 17 (gene Fbxl17). The coding region runs from base 327 to 2495 and encodes 722 amino acids. The record is from RefSeq and is a predicted model, not a curated record. The transcript has 9 exons. Gene Ontology annotation, cellular component: SCF ubiquitin ligase complex. Gene Ontology annotation, biological process: SCF-dependent proteasomal ubiquitin-dependent protein catabolic process. Gene Ontology annotation, molecular function: protein binding. NCBI's taxonomy places the organism in Eukaryota, Metazoa, Chordata, Mammalia, Rodentia, Cricetidae.